AUUUUAUCCGUUCGGGAGAAAUUAAUAUUUUGCUCAAGUUGAUCCAUACUAAAAUUCUACGAAAUAUUUUCUUGAUAAAAGACAAUUUUAAAAAUCUACAGUAGUAUUUAAUCAAUAGUUUGGUCAGCAGUCUGUACCUACUUCUAAAUGGAGGAAUCCAUGAAAUGAAACAACAACGUUUUAACGUAGGUAGAUUUGAGCACUCGAGCAACGUUGCCGUUUUCUGGUACGUACGUCUGUGAUUGGUGAUUGCUAUAGGCGGAGCGCAGGCAUCAUUUCGUACCAGAGUAUCGCAUAAGCCCCAGCAUGUUGUGUAGAGCGAAAUUAUUAAGAGGAGUCGCUCGCACUGUGUCAAAAAGUGUUAUUUCAAGAAAAUGAGUGAAACAAAAUCCAAGGAAUAAAUUCUACGAGUGCAUCAUAAUUAAAUUCCAAGUGUGCAGUGUCGUUAUGUGAGUGAAGGCAAUAUCGGGUGGUUAUCGUGUUUUUCAAGUUUACCAAAUCGGUCUAAGUGCACCUUCCUGAUCCGCGAUGAAGCUGAAACGGCUGUGUUAUUUUGUGAAAUAGUGUUUGUGCGUCCAAAAACAAAUAUUUCUCAAUGUGGUGUUUAGGGCAAAAUGGUCAGAGAGACUAGGCAUUUGUGGGUAGGAAAUUUGCCCGACAACAUACGAGAAGAUCGAAUACGAGAGCACUUCAAACGGGUUCAGUACCGAAUGGUACAAAAGGAACCCUCAGGAUGCCGAUAUGGACGUGUACAGAGUGUCAAGUUGCUGCCUAGAAGUACAAAGGAGGAGACGGGCGAGAGCACGAUGGCGUGCACGGUGGCGUUCAUGGACAUCAAGAGCGCGUCAAAGGCCCACAACACCGAACACAAGGUGGACGAUAGGACUCUGACAACGGAGUACUACGAGCCAGCUGCCAUUCCGUCCUCUGCAUCUCCGCAGACAACGACCUCACCUUAUUCUACCUCACCCGGUAGCACUAGGUUCCCCAACGGGCACAGUUCAUCAGACGAGCACGGGCCCUUCGCCGAGCGCUUCUACGAGCGCAACAACAGCCGAGUAGUGGCGGACGGCGAGUUCAUCAGACGGAGCGGUUACCAUGACGCGAACAGAAGCCGAAACAGGGACCGGGGUUUUCGGAACGGCCCCUACAACGUCAUCAUGGACCGUGGAUCUCAUAGGACGCUUAACAAUUCCUGGAGCUACGACAGUGGCGGCGGCAGUGGGGGUGGCGCGGGAACGGGGGGACGUUACAAUAGUCAAAACGAAACAGGGUACACAGCGACGACAGCCGUCGCGACGGCGGUCGUCGACGGUAGCAACGAGCGGCGGGGCACCUCGGACCAAAGUACAAAGAAAAAAACCAAGUCCAGAUCUGGCAGCCGGUCACCAUCGCCAUCUGGAAGCACCUCGAGCAGAUCUCCAUCUAGGUCGCGAUCUAGGAGCAGUAGUAGUUCGUCAAGUUCCUCUACCUCUAGAACUAGCUCGACCAGUACCCAUAAAUCAAGAAGAACCGCCGCUAACAGCCAUUUAGCGCACUCUGACGAUAGGAGACCCUUAGCUAUCUGUGUUAGAAACCUUCCCCUAAGAUCCUCGGACACGUCCCUCAAAGACGGUCUCUACCACGAGUACAAGAAGCACGGCAAGGUAACGUCGGUCAAGGUCGUCGGUCAGAAUUCCGAGAGGCAUGCCAUCGUCUGUUUCAAGAAACCUGAGGACGUGGAGAAGGCUCUGGAGGUUAGUUACGACAAGCUCUUCUUUGGUUGCAAAAUCGACGUUGCCUCUUACCAGGGUUUCGAUGUGGACGACAACGACCUCAGGCCUUACGAGGCAGAGAUCGACGAGUUCCAUCCAAAGGCCACUAGAACCCUCUUCAUCGGCAACCUGGAGAAGGACACCACUGCCUCGGACCUGAGGAAACACUUCGACCAGUUCGGGGAGAUAAUAGAAAUCGACAUCAAGAACCAGGGUAAUGUGAGUUUGUACGCGUUCUGUCAAUACUCGGACAUUGUGAGUGUUGUGAAGGCGAUCAGGAAAAUGGACGGCGAACAUUUAGGCAACAAUCGUAUAAAGUUAGGUUUCGGCAAGUCGAUGCCAACCAAUGUUGUGUGGGUGGACGGGGUAGUAGAGAGCGUGACCGAAAAGUACCUGAGGAUGCAGUUUGAGCCCUUUGGGCCCAUCAGCAAGGCCAGCAUCGACAGGGAUCGGGGCCAGGCCUUGGUCUUCUAUGAGCAAAUGGUUGGCGCACAAUCGGCCGUCAGCAAGAUGAGAGGCUACAGCCUGAAGGGCAACAAGAUACAGGUUGAUUUCGCCAGCAGGGAAUGUCAGCAGUCCUUCUACGAGCACUUAGAGAAACAGGCGCCAGUCGUGGUCGACAGGGUGGUAGAAGAGAGGAGAGACUCCACGUCUAGAAGUUUCGAUUCCUCUCGUUUUGCAAGAUACGACACCCCGACCAGACCAAGAGCGUCCUCCUACAGCAGCCGUUCCAGCAUAGCAGCUAGUCAAGUGGCCUCGGCCAUACCAUCGCCAGGCACACCAGGUUCCGUCACCCCCAGGGGCACCGGCUCUAAGACGCGCAUCGGCCGUUUCAACGACUACUAUGAGGGUGGCGAAGUCAACGAUCGCCACUUCCGCAGUUACGAUGAGUACAGCCAAGAGUCGGCGGCCUCCCAAGAUGAUCCUUACGACCCGGACUACAGCUACAACAACCACGAGAGUCCAAUGCAUGUGGACGUCGUCGAAACCAGAUCCGCUCCUAUAGCCACCGCCUCAGAACACGCAACGGUGCCUUAUGCGCCCCCCGACAUCAGGAACCUUCAGAAGGAGCGGGUCCAUCUGCUGGAACAGCUUGAGGACUGCCCCAGCUCCGGCGACGAGCAUAUGGUUUCCAAGAAACGACUGAAAUUAGACCUUCUAGAUGGCACUAUCGCCACUGACGUCAUCAUAGAGGCCAACAGAGACCACAGGAAGGUUAUGGAGGUCAGAAGGCUGUCGGACGUCGGUCUGAAGCAUCAUUCCAGGAGACCGUCGACGGACAACAAGCAUUCUAGAGAUUUGAUUCACGACAGGAGCGCUUACAUUCCCCACGGCAUUUGCAAAAGAAGAAAGACCGGCGGUAGUGACAGCGGUUCCAGAGGGCACCAUUACGACCAUUCGGGCUCUGAGAGCGUCGGCGGGUCAAGGCCUGGUACACCGCUUUGCGAUGAAAGACCCGAGAACUUCCAACCCAGUGAACCACGAAGGGUGCCAAGAGAGAGAAACGGUCCGUUAACUCUGCCUCUUCCCAGAUUCGCCUCCCAAGUCCCUGGAAGGGGGAGCGUAUCAGUUGCAGGUAUAAAAGGUCAAAAAGAUGUCGUACUGUCCAGUCCACCUCCAGCAGUGACGAGCCCCAGGAUAUCGAACCCGAAACCGUUGAGUCCGGUCCAUGUACCACCCCCAGCUUCACCUCCUCCGAGACCGCCCAGUCUUAGUUCCAACUCCAGCGACAGCGAGAAUCCUCCUAGUCCUUCUUUGGACGAAAGGAUCAAGUCGCUCGACGAGAAGUACGAGAAGUGGUCGGGAAGCAGGGCUUUGAGCGCCGCUGGCGGCGACGCUUUGGCCAAACUCGACGCAACCCGAGAAAAAUUCCGGCUGAGGCACAAACUCUUGGAUUUCGAUCUGAAGGAGGUGCAACCGUCGGAGAUAGUCAAGUCUGUGAUGGCGAAACGUUCCGUUUUCGACGAAGACCUGAAAAGGUUGGAAAACGUAAGCGAGAAGUAUGAACCAAAGGAUUUCACGUUGUUUCCGCGAGCUGUGCCCUUAAUGCAAAGUUCAGCAAUUGUGCUACCACCGAUUACAACGUCGGCCAUAAAAAUAACCUCACCUAGCCUACAGAUUAGCUCCAUGCUCUCACCGAGAUCCUCUGGAAACAACAUGAUUCCCGCCAAAGGCCUGCAGUAUCCCUUCCCGAGCCAUCCACCAAUCCAGCCGACCACAACAACCGUUCUGCAGCAGACGCCACCUGCUACACCAUCUUCGGUUGCUUCACCCACCCCGCAAAUUCAAUCAGCAAGUACAACAACCAGGAGCGCCAACCACGGUGAAAAUAGACUGAAAUCGUGCUCUAGUGCUUCUAGUGAUAAUAGAUUAUCUAGCAAAGUGAAUGUAAAUAGAAGUGCGGUACUUAACAGUUCAACUGCACCAAUGAAAUCAAGUGAGAAGAACUCAGGUAACAUUUCUAGUGAUACCGCGUCGGUCGCUAUAACAAAUAUUGAAACAAAAAUCUCUAGAACAAUCAAACAGAGUGAAAAAUUAACUAGUAGAAGGGAUUCUAAUAACGGUUCGCCGCGUGGUGACAUCAAAUUGAGAAGAAACAGUGACGUUGUUUCGCGAAGAACAGAAGACGUAGAUAAAUUUAGUGACGCUUGUGCAGAAAACGAUCGAAAGGGCGAACGCGGCAAAAGUGAAGAACGAAAGAAAGAACAGCAGCAAAAGGAAAAGCAGAGACUUGAAAACGAAAUGCUAGAACGUGAUCGUUUAGAGAAGGAACAACAAGAGAAAGAACGCUUAGAGAAAGAACGGCUGGAGAGAGAGAAGCAAGAAAGAGAAAAGGAGCUAGAAAAAGAAAGAUUCGAAAAAGAGAAGAAAGAAAAGGAACGAGCCGAACGUGAACGUUUGGAAAAAGAAAACCAAGAACGUGAAAAGAGAGAACAAGAGAGAUUGAAACGUGAACGAGAAGAACUGGAACGUCAAGAAAGGUUACGACGUGAGAGAGAAGAAGCAGAAAGAGAAAUGGCUUUGUUGGCAGAACGUCAACGCAAAGAAAAAGAAGAGGCCGAAAAGAAGGAACGUGAAUUGAAAGAGAAAAUGGCAGAAGAAGAGAGACAAGCAAGGAAAGAACGGCAAGCCAAAAAAGAGCGACAUGAGGCGGAAAAGCUUGAAAAAGAAAGACGACGAGAAGAAGAUAAGAGAAAUAAAGACGACAAUCAUGAAAAAAGAAAAGACGACCACAAACAUCGAGAAAAUCACGGUGAAAUCAAGCAUAAAGAUAAUAAUGUUCAUGCCGAUAAAUCGAUCUCUAACAAUGAAUAUAAAUACAUGAAACAGAGCAGUAAAGAAGAAAAAGAUAAGAACAUACAUGAAAUUUUCCGAAAGAACGAUUCUCACGAUCGCAAUAAUUCAGACAAAUACAACAAGCAUUCUGAUAAGGAUUCUGAGUAUCGAAGAAAAGAAAGUAUAAAAGAAAACAGAGACAACAACACUCACGAGAAAUUGAAGGAUGCAAUUGAAAUUCGUCAUAUAUCGAUGGAUUUAGAUAAGUCAAAAUCUGAUCCAGGUAAAACGAAAGACAAUAGCAUACCAGCAAAUGUCGGAAUUAAAAGAAGAAUAAGCUCUCAUGAUAGUUACGACCAUAUGAAUGAAGCAAAGAAAUCCAAGUUACAUUCCGAACACAAGAAGAUAUCAGAAAGAAGAGAUUCCAAAGAUAGCACAAGAUCAGAUGAAAAAAUUAAGUCAAAACUGAAAAAUUCUAGAUCCCUUGAAGAAAAACUUUAUCCUUUCGAUAAAUCUAAUUUCAUCAAAGAAUCUGAUGACAAAAGAAGGGAUAAAGAUAAGGAUAGAGACGAGAAGCACAGAAACAAACAGAAAUUCGAGAAACAAAAAUCAAAAAGUAAAAGUAGAGAAAAAGAUCUUAGAGAAUCGCCAAAUGCAUCCCCAUCCAAAGAACUUCCAGAUAAAGAUUUCUUGGCUACGUUGGAAUUGAGGUCGACUGAUGAUUUGGAAAUGCAAAAAGAAAAGAGAUCAGAAAUUAAAGAGAAAAAGAGGUACGACUUGACAGAUACCGACUCGGAAAAAAGGGAUAAAGACGAAAAGAGAGCGGAAGCAAAAAGAAAAGAUAAGAGCGAUAAAAAUAGAUCUAGAGAUGAUCCAACAAAUCGAAGCUUUGAAGAUAAGAAUAAAUCCCAGAAGAAAGAAAGAAUCAGAAAACCCACUCUCAACAGUUCAGAUAAUUCAGAUUCUGACGAACCAAGAAAACACUCCAUCUUCGACAUUGUAGAUGACGAGCCAGCCUAUAUUUCCAUGUAUGACAAAGUAAAAGCAAGAAGUUGUAAAAACAUGCAGAAACAAGAAGAAGAGAAACGACAAGAAAAAAUAAAAGCCAAGUUUAGCCAGUUAAAGCAAAGUAGAGCUAAAAGAGAAGAAAAGAAAAGAUCAACUUCUUGGGAUGAAGAUUCUGAUUCCGAUAGAGAAAGAAACGAUAAAAACGAUUCCAAAAGCAGAAGAAAUAAAAUGCUCAUCAUCAGUUCAGAUGAUGAUUUCUCGGACUUUGGCAAAUCACAUAAAAAGAGGGGAGUAUUCACAGAUUCCGAUUCUGAUCGCCAGAGGCCACAUAAGAAUGAGCUCACAACUGAAGCAAGUGAUGAUGAUAUUAUCGAACAUAAGUCUUCAAAAUCUUCGAGAUGCAUUAAUGAAACAUCAGAUGAAGAUUACAAAAAUCCAAUCAAGUCAUCAGAUCUUUAUUCUAUGUCUAAAAUGGAAAUUUCUUCUUAUUUAGACCUAGACUUGUUCAAGGUGAAAGAUGAAUUCCGAAGAUCCGCAGAAAAAGAAAGAAAUCCCAGUAAACAAGACAAUAAUACAUUUGAUAAAAGUGAUCAUGAACUUACGGAGCCCAAGGCUCCUUUAUCAGAAAUCAAAUCAGAGAAAAUGAAUAAUUGUCAUUGUUAUCCAGAUAAUUCUUCUGCUGAUGAAAGUGCAGAAUUCAAGAAAGAAAAACUUAGGAAACACAAAAAGAAACAAAAACGACCCAAACAUUCCUUGAGUAGUGAAGACUCCAGUAAGUUUGACCCUACAGAGCCCACCCAGAAUGAUUCAUCUGAAAAAGUAAAACAACACGAUAAGAAAAAACAACACAGCAAAAAAGAAAAGAAGCGAGAUAAAAGUAAAGAUAGAGAAAAAUCCAAAAAAUCUAAAAGAAGCAAGUCGACAUCUAAAAAUGACUUCAAACAUGAUGGUAAAAUGGAAAAUAUAUUCGGCUCUUUAUCAGAUUCUUCGGACAAUGGUAUGAGAGACAAUGAAACAUCUAACAAUAAAAGAAAUAGUUCUUUCUGUGGAGGAUUCAAUGAUGAAAAUGUUCCAUCUAGAUAUAGUGAUUCAGAUGGUGAGAAAGAGAAAAUAACCAAAGUUGAUGAAAACGAUCUCAAAGAUGAUCAGAAAGGUAAGAAGAGAAAAGAAAGAAGGCGGAAAGAGAAAGAGCGAUUGUUACAAGAAGCUGCAGCUGCUGCAGCAUUGGCAGAAGCUGCAGACCACUUCAAUGAAAAUAGUAUGGAUUUCGCUGAUAUGGGUAAACAACUCGAAGCUAACAUCAAAGAUGAGCCAGUCAAUCAAAAUGACACCAUCAUUGAAAGGAACGAAAUUUCCAAUCAAAAAGGUGACUUAUUUAAGUACUAUGAUGAUUCCCUCUUCCAAGACUUUAAGAAAGAAGAAAGGAAAGAAGUUCGCGAGAAGAAAAAGAAACGAAAGAAGAGCAAAGAAGAAAGGCAAAAGCAUCAUCACCACCACCAUCAUCAUCACCAUCAUGAAAAAAUAAAAGUCAAAACUGAAAUCAAGAAGGAAACUCUCACUUCGCCAAGAGAAGAAUUAUCUACACAACCUAUCCAUGAAACAAAAACCCAAAGUCAGAGUUUGCCUAAUCUUCUUGACAUUCCCAGUCCUCCACAGGAGAAAACCAUACCAAGAAUCGAGAUUCCAUGUCCUGUCAAAACAGAACCUAUCGAAAUCGAACCUCCAACACCUCCAAUUCAGCAGCAACCUCAGUUGCCUUCGCAGCUAUCUCCUGUUUCUGUUAAAGAUAAAAAGCGGGAUAAAUUUAUAUCAGUUUUUGGUUCAGACAUUGAUGAAACAAUUCAUGAAAAUGCUGUUAAGUCAAUAUCUGAUUUUGAUGCUAUCAAAACUGAAUGUCCAAAACUUGAAGAGGUCAAACUGGAAAAACCUGAUGAAUCACCAGAAGAAAAGCCUAGGGCUGUAAUUUCUCAAGAAGAAACAGAGGAUGCCGUUGCAGCUCUCCUUGGCGAAAGUUUCUCUAAUGAAUUUGCUAAGCAUUAUGCUGAAGAAGUACUAGAUAAUACCAAUGAUGAUCCAUCUGUUACUUUGGACGAAGAACCUACUGUCCAAGAUGAUGAAGAAAUGCGACAAGCUGUUCAAAGUUUGGGUGCUGAAGAUCUUGAAGUAAAACCUGAAACUCCACAGAGUGAACAUGAAUUACAGAUUGAUACAGAUACUGAAGAACAAGAUGAAAUAACCUUAAGGUUCGAUCAACAACCAAAAACGCCAGAUAUAUCAGAAUUGAUACAUCCACCCAAAACUCCAGAUAUACCAAAUUAUUAUAGAUCAGAAGAAGCUAAACUCACGCCUUCACCAUUAGUUAUUAAAGCCACUCCAACUAAUAUUGGUAGUCCUCCAUCACUUGCUCCAAUAACACAGCAAUCAUCUUUAAUGACUAAUGUUAAAAGGAAUUUGAACAAAAUUGAAAUUCCAGAUAAAAUUCCACCUCUGGUUGAACCAACAAGAACAAUUAUAUCUAACCCAUGGACAACAAAAGGAGAUGACAUUGUCCCUAAAGUAGAGCCUAAAUUAGCUGUAGUAACUAGAGUUACUUCUCCACAAAUACAAUUGAGUUCCUCUGUUUCCACUUCAACAUCUCUUAUUACUACGUCACCAUUGAGGACGACAGUUGUGAAAAUUUCUGAGCCUUCUUAUCCGCCAUUAACAGCAAUAUCCAAACAAGAAACAACCACAACUAAGGCAGACAUUCCUUUGGCUACAAUACCAAUAUUACAAGUUUCUGCACCUGCUCUUCAUAAUUUACCAGCAAGAUCUCCUUUACAGCAUGUUUCUCAAUCAAAUUCACAAGAUUUACCUAUUGGACCUACUAAAGCUGCUACUUCUAUUUCGAAAAUUCGUCUUCCAAUUGCUUCUGUGAUGGUGCCAAAACCAUUGCAGGCCACCACAAUCAAUCUCCCACAACCGAAAGUUGCGUUCACUUCGGAACCUCCAAAGUUGAUACCAACCCAAGAGGCAAGACCAAGGAUGAUCUUUCAAAAUGCUGGAGUACCUACAUCUUUUCCUUUCAAUUCAACUCAAAAGAUGUUGGUACAAACGAAUAUUCCAGUGGCAGGUGGCUUACUUGUUCCUGCUAGACCUGGACAUUUUAAUUAUAUUCCUUCACAAGUAGCUUUCAACACAAGCAUUGCUGAGAAAACGAAUGACAUCUCUAAGCCAGCCACUGCUCCUCUGUCUGUCAGUUUAAAUCAUAAUUCACCAACUAAAAUUAUCCAGAUGAAACCACAAUCAAUUAUAAUUUCUCCCAACUCUCAUAUUUCACCUGUUUUGAAUAAUCAAAAGAUAAUUAAGUCACUCCUACCGGAUAAUCCUCCAAGCUUAGUUGCAAUAUCCUCAUCAUCAGAGACCUCAUGUGCUAUAGUCUCUUCCAAUAACCAAACAAAUGUCCUUACUUCUAGUGAGGUCAUGGAUAAAUCUCCUGAAGACAAAAAAGAACUGAUUGAUGAAGAAGUUCUAAUUGCAACACCCCCAAUAUCAGUGCCAACUACUCCUUUAGCUAUGAAAGAACUUGAGGAUGAUAAAAAUUCAAUUCAACCUGAGGCUAAAUCAGAUGACAAACAAUCUCCUAUUGAAAUCUCUGAAGUUUCAGAGCCCAUUGAAGAAAAACCCGAAAUUAAAAUCGAAAUUGAAGAAAUAAAACAAAAACUUGCCAUUGAAACUGUAACAGAUGAAUUAAAUCAAACCCUCAAAGAAGCCAUGGAUUCCGAAAAUCAAAAACAAAUCAAAGAAGAGGUUGCAGUACCAGAAAUUUUGAAAAUGGAGGAUCAAUCAGAUUCCAAAAUUGAAGAUCAUGAAGAAAUUAAACCUAAAAUUGAAAGUAACCCUGUUCUCGUUAAAGAACCAGAAAAAGUUGAAGAGGAGAAAACAGAUUCAGAGAGCAUUGUGUCUGACAUCAGCAAAGAUUGUUCUAGUGCUGAUAUGCCUAUCAAAGAUUUAUUAUUGGAAGGUAGGGAAGACAAAGAGGAUAGUGAUUAUUGGUCACCUAAAGAUGUUAACAUUGAUUCAGUCAUAAAGACUUUAUGUUCUGCUGAUGAGUUGUCUAACCACAGUAAUGAUAACAUGUCAAUUAAAGAAGAUCAUCCAAAAGAAGAACAAAUUCUUCCAUCUCAAAAAGAACAAACUGUAGUAGAAAUCAGCAUAAAGGAAACAGUGGAUAAUAAAGACAUAGAUAAUAGUAAGAGUGAUAUAGAACCCAUGGAAGAUUCUGUGGAAGAUGAUGAUAGAGAAGUUUUGUCAAAAAUUGCUACUAGACGAGGAGGAAGAGGUAGAGGUCGUAAAGCUAGAGGAGGCGUUGAGAGAGGGACAAUUCAAACUAGACGUGCUAAAACUCUGACUAAAGAACCAGCAACAUCAACAAAGCGUAAUAACAAUGCCCGUGGAGGUAGGGCCAAGUUUGAAAGAAAAGUAACGAAGGCUGAAUCUGAAGCACCCACUGACAUCUAUGAAUUCAGAGAGGAUGAAGAAAAUCGUCCAAGGCUUAUUUUAACUAUCAAACAGUCUAAUACUAAUUCUGCUGCAAUUCAGUCUGCUGUUGUUAAGGAAGUAACGAAAGAAGCACCAUCAACGCUGCCACCUCCAAAAGCAAUUGAAGUUAAAGAAAAAACCGAAGACUUUACACAACCUUCUGGCAGCACAAAUACCAGAAAGUCGAAGAGGCUUCAGGAGAAAGAUAUUUUCAGAACUACAGUAGAUGAUACAAUUGAAGAUGUAGUAAAGAAUGUGGUAACUAGAUCUUCAACUAGGAGAUCAACUAGAUUACCUGCACCAAUCGUAAAAGCUACACCUGAAACUCCAAGGAAAUCUAUUAGAGGACGUAGAAUAGGACGCAGAGCCUCUGAAGCCACUGAAGAUAUUCCAGAAGAGAAAGAAAAACCUAAACUCUCAGAAGAGGUAGUAACAAAUAAACCUAAACUCUCAGAAGAGGUAGUUACAUCUUUGGAAGUACCAAAAAUGGCGGUUGAAAAGCCUACACAGGUGAACACUACCGCAAUUGAGAAAAAUGACAACAAACAACCUCAAGUUCCUGUUAAGGAAAGUAUAAUUGAAAAACCUCUGAUUGGGCUGAAGGCAGCUGUUCUGAGACGUAUAAAAGGGGAAAUGGGACAAGAACCUAUGACUUUGAUAGACCCUGUCACAGGCUUGUUGACACCCAUGAGAGAAUGUGAAGAAAAUAAGUAUAUACCUGUUCCUGGAGAAAAUAAAGUGCCCAUCAUCGCUCCCUCAAGUCAACCAAAUAUUAUUGUUUCAUCUGCAGAAGUAAAACCAAUGCAACAAACAGUUAUCACAUCAUCCCAACAGUCAACACCUGUGCCAUCGUUCAAACACUCAAAACCACAGAGUCUGAAAGCCCAUGUUUUAGCAUCUCAAGCAGCUCAAGCUGUGGUCACUCAACAAAUAGCACAUUCUCAGAAACAGAAUGCUGUUAUUGUAAGUUCUGCACAGCCUUCAAUGAGUAUAGAAAAUAAGAUUCAUAUUCCGCAAAAUCAAAAUCUGAGUAUUAACGUAUCUAUACCCAACUGUGUACCAGCACAUGCAUCUCCUAGGACAAAUCUUCCUUUAGCAUCUAACUCUCCCAAAUCUGUCACAGUGAAACAGCCAGUAAGUUCUCCAAGUCAGAUGUAUAACCUCAUUUCUCAACAGAUGAUGCAUAUGAGUAAAACUUCACCAUCCACACCUUCUAUUAUAACUCAACAACAGUCUAUCAUCAAACAAGUUCCCUUGCCAAAAGUUCCAAUGUUGCCAAAGACAAGUUUGCCAAUGCAUAUUCCAGCAGGUGUACCAAAUUCAGUUCUUGGUAAAAUACCAUCACAAACUAUGGUGACGAAUGUAGGUCGAUUGAUACAAGGGAAAAACAUGAUGGAACCACCCAAAGUAGAUGUUUCGCUUUCUAACUUGAUGUCAGUCAGAGGUUUGUCUAGUUUGUCCCCUCAAGGACAAGCCAGACAUCACUCCCAAUCUGGCAUGCCAGGAUAUGAAGCUAGUUUGCAUGGAGAGCGAGGUCUUUAUAAUAGAAGUCGUAGUCCACCACCAGCUCAUCAAAACUCGCCUUCACCUCAGGCUGAAACCAUACCUCACUUCCCACCGGGUUCAGUUUCAUUGCGACCACACGAUUUACCACCACCACAUUAUAUGAAUCCAUCUCAUGUCAUGUAUCAACAGUAUCUGAGACAAUCGUACCAUUUUCCAAGAUCUUCUGUCGUUACUGGAGGAAUAGAGAAGGCUGGUGAUGGACAGGAAGGCGAAGAAGCUCCUAUAACAUCGCCACCUUUGGAGUUGAGGAUCUCGAAUUCUGUUGGACUUUCACUCUCCAGUCGCAGUGCUGCUGUUCCCCAUAGUCUGCAUUCUCCACAUGACAGAGCUACAGAUUCCCCUCAAAUUGGACAAGUUUACAAUAUGCCAACUGCAAGAAUGCAACAUUAUAACUUGAAUCGGUACUAUGACCCUGCUGCGGAACCACCACCAGCACAUAGACCUGUUACUAGUCAUAGUUCUGUAGCAGCUCUGGCUGGUGACAGACCUCCUCUAUCUCAUAUGGCCGGUUUGGGAGCACCUGACAGACCUUUAGUGCCGCAUUUGCCACCAGACAGACCUUUAGGCCCACAUUUAGCACCUGAUAGACCUUUGGGCCCACAUUUGGCACCUGAUAGGCCUUUAAGUUCUCAUUUGGCACCCGAUAGACCUUUGAGUUCUCAUUUACCACCGGACAGGCCCCUGAGUGGACAUUCUGCUCUGAUGGGUCAUCUGCCUUUGGGCAACCCUGAACGACCUUCAUCUAGUCAUUUACCACCAGAUAGACCUAUGUCUAGUCACUUAACUCCAGAUCGACUACCAGGCAUUUCAACACCAGAUAGGCCAGUUUCAACACAUACUAUGAGCCUGUGUAACAAUCUUGGAGGAAAUGGUAACUUUAUCGGUGCAGUUGCAAGACAUAUUGGAGGCACUCCAACAUAUCACACUGCUCUUGGCGAAUUAUUGAAGCACCAUAAGCAAAUGUGGCAAGGUCUAUUAGCCUUGAAGAAUGAUCAAGCUGCUGUUCAAAUGUAUUUCCUAUCUGGCAAUGAUCACAUUGCCAAGUGCAGUUUACCCACAAACACUGACGGUUCAACACCACCACUCAGAAUAUUCCAACGAAUGAGGUUAGAACCUCCUCAGGUGGAGGGCGUUACCAGAAAGAUGCAGAUUGAGAAAGAACAUGCUAUUCUUAUGGCGUUGCCUUGUGGAAAGGACCACGAGGAUGUAAUGACAAAUAAUACAAAUUUGGCUAACGGACUCAUAAAUUACCUACAUCAAAAACAAGCUGCAGGAAUCGUUAAUGUAGCUGCUCCUGGAACUACUCAACCUCCUGCCUUUGUCGUCCAUAUAUUCCCGAAAAGAUGCAGUUUCGUUGAAACAAACCUUGGGAGAAUAGCCCCCCGCCUCCUGGAAGGUUUCAAAGAAUUUUCUUACCUGCUUAUUGUAAUCACAACAGUGUGAUUGCGCAUCUUGAACAUGUCCUUCAAAAAGUAUGUUUUUCUGUUCACAUAUUAUACGGAACUAUUAACAUUGAAUUCUGCAUGACUACGACUCGACUACUAAUUUACGUCUCUGUUGAAGAUCAUUUUCAGUUUAUCUGAAAUGGUGGAUCAAUCCUAAUAAGAUUACUUAAUAUAUUUAAAGUUUCACUGUGAUUUCUUGGAAUAAAAAAGAAUGUUAUUACUAUUAAUAAAAUGGAUAAAAAUACUAAAAAAUAAACUUACUACCUAUUAAGAGAUCUCAUAUUGAACUUAGUUAUACAAAUUUUUCUUUGUUUAGAAGAUCUUUAUUUUCAUAAACAUCUUGUAAAAUAUUAUUAUUCUUAUGGAGUUGUUGCAAUAUUUGUGAUUGUUUCAUAAGAGUGACUUGAGUAUGUUAGAUUUCGUUUCUAUUUGCCUUGCGGUUCUGUUGCUUUAUUUUUUUUUUACGUUCAGGUUGUUAUUUUAUUUAUUUAUUACUGGUUUUGUCUGAUGAAGAGGUCGUUUUUUGCUGGUGCAUAACUAUGACCCUGCUUCAUUCAAUCAAAGUCGGGUGACAAAUAUUGUUUUAAUCAUGCAUUUUCACAUAUUUAAAACAACUUACUGCUAUAAUACAUGGAAUAUUUACAUCAAAUUGUCUUGAAUAUUCACAGAUUAUAAUCACAGGAUUGGGAUAAUUUGUGUCUGACUUUGAUAGAAUGGACAUUUUAUUUUUUUCUGUAAUUUUCACUGAAAGUUUGAAUAAAUGAGUUGAGUUUUUGUUAAUAUUGUUUUUUAGUUUAUUUUGUGAGAAUUACAGGAAAUAUCAGAACUUGAUAAUACAUCAAUGAGAGUUAUCUCUCAGCUUCUGUUUACAUUUCAGUAAAUGUUUGGAGGUAACUUUCUGGAAUUUUGUACAUUUGCAACCUAACCUCAAGGUGCUUUUCAAAAUUAACAAUGUAAAUUUGAACGUUACCGGUUUGUAGUUUGAAAAGAAAAAUGGCAAAUAUAAAUGAGCAUAUAGACAUAAUAUAUAAAUAUUGUAGCAUACAUAAAUUAUAUGAAAAUCAAUCAUUUUUUUAAAUUGAAUUGUAAAAUACAUGUGAAUAAAUAGUCUUUAGUUUGUUAUUUUAAGCUUCUUUUCGGUUUUCUUUAAGAUGUACAGUGUACUUUAGCUGUAAGUAUAAUUUAGCCUGCGUUACAAAUGAUUAAUAUAGGGAACAUUGUGAUGUCUAUAUAUUACUGUAUAUUUUGUACAUAUAUGAAAAAUACUGUGUAUUGUGAGUAUACAUUAUUAUAACUAUUAUGACAAA
Molecule: messenger RNA, 14877 nt
Organism: Harmonia axyridis
Lineage: Eukaryota; Metazoa; Arthropoda; Insecta; Coleoptera; Coccinellidae
Product: protein split ends
Exons: 15
Coding region: 615-13568 (4317 amino acids)
Biological process (GO): regulation of transcription by RNA polymerase II
Cellular component (GO): nucleus
Molecular function (GO): mRNA binding
Source: RefSeq, a predicted model, not a curated record